This is a messenger RNA of Rotaria sp. Silwood2, 465 nucleotides long. The record is from the annotation of a GenBank genome assembly. Lineage: Eukaryota; Metazoa; Rotifera; Eurotatoria; Philodinida; Philodinidae.
AUGCACAAUAUUAUUAACAUUCGUCGUUUUCCAUUCGAAGAAAUUAUUAAAUUAUUAUGUUUAACACCUAAUUUACACACAUUACAAUUUGAUGAAUAUUCUUUGCAAGAAAUAAAUUCAAAUUUCACGAAAUACAAUAUACUUUUACAAGAUAUAUUAAAGAAAAAUAAAAUUGAAAAUUUAGUUCUUACUGGUACAUGUUCAUUGAAUCAAAUUCGAUUCAUUAUUUAUGUAUUUUCGAAAUUAAAAUAUCUUGAAAUUGAUAUAUAUAGUACAAAUAUAUCAUCAAUAAUUCAAUAUUUAUUAUCAAAAACUCAUAAUCAAGCACAACAUUUAUUUUAUUUAUGCAUUUCAUAUAUUGAAGAAGUAUACUUUGAAAAAACAAAAGAUUUAAUUAAAUUAAAGAAUUUACUUGAUAAUUACUCUAUUGAAUACAUUAAUUACAGUUUACGUUUAUGGUGGUAA